Molecule: messenger RNA, 1296 nt
Organism: Colias croceus (clouded yellow)
Lineage: Eukaryota; Metazoa; Arthropoda; Insecta; Lepidoptera; Pieridae
Exons: 3
Coding region: 52-1296 (414 amino acids)
Source: RefSeq, a predicted model, not a curated record
UUCACAGCAGCGUUCAAGCGAAACCUCUAAUCAUUUACUUGUUUAUAGAAAAUGUCACCACGUGUGAACAUGAAUUGUGUUUUUGGAGGGAAAACAUUUAUUUCCAUCGUUAUUUUACUGGGUUAUGUUACUAUUGUUAGAGGAAAAACAAAGCAUGAUAGUGGACACUUAAGUGAGCGUUUAAUUAAUGAUCUGUAUCAGAAAUAUAAAGAAGCUGUGUCUAAUGAUGCGGACAUUGUUAUACUAAGACGUCUAUUUGAUCAUAAUCGUCUAUUCGAAAUCCAUAUAAAAAAGUUGAAAGAAGUAAAUGGGUUAAAACAGCACAACCUUAUGAUCAAAGGGAAUCCCAGAUCCGGUAACAACCCAUUUAUUUAUAUAAAUAAUCCAGUAGAAUCGAAACUACCCAACGCGUAUUUAACGUUGGAAGAAUUUAAAGAAGCGCUUACGAAAAGAGUGGAAAAACAAAGAGAAAAACUCACGACAAAAGCGAGGCGGAUAGAGUAUCUCGAUGUGGAUAAAAUGAAAAGAGCUUACACUAAAAAAGUACCACGAACAACUUAUGAAGACUCUUUACAAACACUUCUCUAUGAUAAAGGAAAUGAUAUUGACAAAUUCCUGAAAAGUUUAUACAGCGCUCCCGAAAAGGACAUUAUGUUAAGAGCAUCUGAUACGAAAGUAACUAAAAAAUCGAAGAAAAAAACAUUGGUUACUACGGAAUCUUCUAUACUUACAUCUGAAGAUAAUUCUAACGCUAUUACUGAGACGGUAAAGGAUAGGAUCGAAGAUGCAUUACAAAUAGAGAUAAUAGAUGAAGCUACAACAAAUUCCGAUAAUACAAACCAGGAAAAAAGUACUAAGCCUGUGCCGUUAAAGAAUGAAGAAUUUAUAUAUUAUAGGCCGGCUGUUGAUGAUAUAGAUUCUACUGUAAGAACAUCCAUUGGUAUGGAGGCUGAAGUUACAACAACUUCUUUAGUAGAUUUUCCUCGUUCUGAAGUGAGAUCGAAUAGAGAAGCUGUACAACCAAAUAAUUAUAUGACGACGAAUUUAAAAGGGGCUCUUAAUAAAACUGACAAUGAUAUAAAUGAUCAAAUACCAAAGAUUUCUACAAGUAAUAAUCCCAAGACUAUCCAAGUAAAUGAAAAUGAAGAGAGAGACUCAACAACAGUUUUUCCUAAGCGUGAAACACCGAAACUACACAGGUACUAUCCUUGCCUUGAUGGGAGAAAUAUGAAGAUCAAGAUCAAGACUGGUGAUUAUCCUAUACCUCCGAUAGAAUCAGCUAGUAUUUCUGCGUGA